AUGUCUUCCAUAGGGUUUAGCUAUGCACAGGUACACGUGAAGCAAGAGAGACUGAGGAGGAAGAUCAGCGACGGCGAGAAGGCCGCGGCAACGACCACGAUGAGCAAAUUCAUGGCUGGCGAAGAAGGGCAGAGGAAGAAGGGCUCUAUGGGUGAAGAGGAGAAGAAGGCAGCUUGCAACUCAUGGACCGCAGGGAGGGUGCAUCCAUUCGCGUCUUCUCCGGCGGCUGCGGCGCCAAAGGGUGGGCACCGAUGA
This is a messenger RNA of Triticum turgidum subsp. durum (durum wheat), 255 nucleotides long. NCBI's taxonomy places the organism in Eukaryota, Viridiplantae, Streptophyta, Magnoliopsida, Poales, Poaceae. The record is from the annotation of a GenBank genome assembly.